Kwoniella botswanensis is the source of this 894-nucleotide messenger RNA. RefSeq lists its product as uncharacterized. The record is from RefSeq and is a predicted model, not a curated record. NCBI's taxonomy places the organism in Eukaryota, Fungi, Basidiomycota, Tremellomycetes, Tremellales, Cryptococcaceae. The coding region runs from base 1 to 894 and encodes 297 amino acids. Gene Ontology annotation, molecular function: epoxide hydrolase activity. The transcript has a single exon.
AUGACGACCACCUACCAUUCGAUCAAACUGAGAAACGGAUUCAACGUCGCUUAUGUCCAAGCCGGUGAUCCCACAAAAACAAAAACAACUUUACUACUGCUACAUGGUUUUCCCUCAUCAUCCAAUCAAUUCCGGCGAUUGAUCCCACUCUUGUCAGACCAAUUCCACAUCAUCGCACCCGAUCUCCCUGCUUUCGGUCUGACAACUGUCCCAGACGACUUCGAAGCUACCUUCGAUAAAUUGACUCAGGUAGUCGCCGACUUGCUCGAUGCCCUAGAGAUCAAGUCUUUCAUCCCAUACGUGUUUGACUACGGUGCUCCUACUGGAUAUCGCUUAGCCUUGAAGCGACCAGACGCUUUCAAAGGUCUGAUCAUUCAGAAUGGUAAUGCUUACGAAGCAGGUUUAUCAGCCUGGUGGGAUCCCUUGCGACAGUAUUGGGCAACGGACAAGGGAAGUAAAGAAUGGUUAGAUAUCAGAGAUAAAUUAGCCGGUGCAAUAGGAUUGAAAGAUGCGAAAGAUCAGUACGUAUCUGGAUUAUCCUCCGAUCUCGCCAAACAAGUAGAUCCAAAUACCUAUACACUCGAUUACUUGCUCAACCUCGCACCGGGAAAGAAAGCUCAACGACAAUUAGAUUUAUUCUACGACUACCAAAACAACGUCAAGCUAUAUCCCCAAUUCCACGAAUUUUUCACAAAGACUCAACUUCCCACAUUGAUCUUAUGGGGUGCGAACGAUCAAUACUUUCCUCUUCCAGGCGCUCACGCCUAUCUCACCGACUUGCCGAAUGCUCAGCUCAACGUAUUCCAAGAUGGAAGUCACUUCUUACUCGAAACUCAUGUAGAACAAGUAGCUAGAAACAUGAAGGAAUUCUUGCAGAAGGAAGGGCUGGCGUAA